Messenger RNA from Mycena indigotica, 678 nucleotides. RefSeq lists its product as uncharacterized. The transcript is spliced from 6 exons. The coding region runs from base 1 to 678 and encodes 225 amino acids. The record is from RefSeq and is a predicted model, not a curated record. NCBI's taxonomy places the organism in Eukaryota, Fungi, Basidiomycota, Agaricomycetes, Agaricales, Mycenaceae.
AUGGCCUACGUUCGUACUCGUCAUUUUUGUUGCUGCUUGCCUGUUCGACUCGGAGUAUUUCUUCUGAGUCUGGGUAUUGCGCUUUUGGGAGGAGCGGUUUCCGUCUUGGCAUGGAUGGAGGUGACAAAACUCCAUGAAAAUCCCCUGCCUAAAAAUGAUGAAAUCUCGCUCUAUAUCCAUGCUGUGAUGUUCUCCGUCCUCUGCAUUGUCGGCGCCUUUGGGUUCUUUGGUGCCUUGACUAAGCAACGUGGACUUGUUUCAGUCUUCGGGACGAUGUUGGCUUUGCAUCUCGGAUUCAGCAUUGCGACGGGUAUCUAUACGCUCUAUACGCUUUUCAAGCGUAGCAAUCAAGCUGCCCUGAUUGUCUGCAUCAACAAUUCGGUGGACCCGACGGAUCCCGCGGCCGCAGUCCGUUGCCAAAAUGGCUUCAAGUAUCUGAAGAUAGUCUCUAUCGUCUCCUACUGCUUGAGUUGGUUGAUCGAACUCUACGCUGUUUUGGUUGUCACCAGCUACGUGAAGCAACUUAAAGAGGAAGAGGAAGCCAAUGUGAUGCAUCCUUCCGCCUCCGCCUCAAUGAGCAGCUACUAUCAACCCAAUGCCACCUAUGCGCCUCCCGCGACCCAACCAAACGCGUACCCCUUCAAUCAACCCAGUCAGGCAUAUGGACACCAAGCUUGA